Onthophagus taurus is the source of this 2800-nucleotide messenger RNA. Its product is annotated as RNA-binding protein 25. Gene Ontology annotation, biological process: regulation of alternative mRNA splicing, via spliceosome. Gene Ontology annotation, cellular component: spliceosomal complex. The record is from RefSeq and is a predicted model, not a curated record. Lineage: Eukaryota; Metazoa; Arthropoda; Insecta; Coleoptera; Scarabaeidae. Gene Ontology annotation, molecular function: mRNA binding.
GGUACCUUGCGAACAUAAACGUCAAUUUGUGAAGGCGUUGAUGCAUUAGACGAAAACGCUCUUCAACCCCAUUUACCACUUAAUUCGUCAAUAUUUAUAUUACUUUUCGAUAAUUUUCAUUAAAAUUAUUUAUUAUUAACCCCCCGUUAAUCCACACCGAUCGUCGAACGGACAAUGAUGUUGUUUAAACGUUGUUUUCGUCGCAAUAAGGAUUAGUGUUAAAAACAGCUUAAGCACGUUCAAUUUAAUUUUUAGUUAAUAAUUAGUGAGAAGUGAGGUAGAGAGACACAAGGUGCAAUGUCUUAUCCGGGAAGACCGCCGAUCGUGCAAGGAUUAGCGAUGCCCCCGGGCAUGGCUUAUAUGCCCAUGACGGCUCCGCCACAACCUCUUUUGCCAUCCGUAAUGCCCAUACAGCACAUGGUUCCUAUACAGGUUACGGCUACACCACAAAUACGGGCUUAUCCUAAACUCAAUCCUAAUCGUGAGCAGCUUAAACAAGUUCAAGGACCAGCUGUUACUGUAUUUGUUGGAAAUAUAACAGAAAAAGCUCCCGAUAUGAUGAUACGUCAUAUUUUGGGGGCUUGCGGCCCAGUAAUAAGUUGGAAACGAGUAAAAGGAUUUGGAUUUUGCGAAUUUGCGGGUCCUGAUGCUGGGUUGAGAGCCGUGAGAUUACUUCAUGAUUUAAUGGUUGGUGAAAAAAGAUUAGUUGCAAAAGUCGAUGCUAAAACUAAAACUAUCUUAGAUGAAUACAAAGCGGAACGUCGUAAAAAAGAAAAAGGUUCAUCGCCGUUACAAGAUGAACGAGAAGACGAUGAAGAAGAAGUUUUGGAUGAAGAAACUUUGUCGUUAGAUGCUAUGGCGAAAGAUAGAAUUAAACACGUCCUUGACGAAUAUAAAGAUGAAAUGAAUAAUUUUGAAUUAAAAAAGGAAGAAGAGGUCAUUGAAAAAAGGAAUAAAAUCCUCGAUGAAGCUGAUGUCGAGGAGGAGAAACGCGACUUGAUCACACGUGAAAUCGGCAAGUUUCGCGAAAUAAUGAAAAGACAAGAAGAAGAAAAGGAAGUCAUCAGACGGAAGGAGAAGGAGAGCAGAAAAGAUCGAUCCACUUCUAGAUCUGUCAGCCCAAAAAGAACACGGGAAAAAGAGGAGAAAAAAAGGCGACAUUCGAGAUCCAGAUCGAGGGAUAGAGAACGAAGUCGCGAACGUGAAAGGGAACGCGAAAGAGAACGCGAGCGUGAAAGAGAACGAGAACAACGCGAAAGGGAACGAGAACGAGAAAGGGAGCGAGAACGCGAAAGAGAUCGCGAUAGAGAUCGCGAUGAAAAGUCUAAAAGUACGAAAGAUUUGCUUAAAGAGAAAGAAAUGGAAGAGGAGGCGAAAGAAAAGAAAAAGGCGGAUAGAAGAGCGCGCGAAAAAGAAGCUUUAUAUCAAGAAAGAUUAAGACAAUGGGAAACGAGAGAACGGCGGAAAUCCAAAGAUUACGAAAAAGAACGUGAAAAAGAGCGCGUUAAAGAAGAAGAAAGAGAAAAAGAAGCUAAAAGGUUGAAAGAAUUUUUGGAAGAUUAUGAUGAUGAUAGAGAUGACGUUAAAUAUUAUAAGGGUAGAGAAUUACAAAAAAGACUGGCAGAGCGACUCAAAGAGGAAGAAUCCGACGAAAGAGAUAGGGUGAAAGAGAAGGAGGAAAUUGAAGAAUUAAAAAUGAAAAUAUUUUCGGGUGAAUACGAAGAUCCUAAUGCGGAAUUUGAAAAGGUGAAAAAGGAACGAGAAGAACAGUACAAACCAAAAUUAUUGAUUGACGUUAAUAUGGACUAUUGGAGACAAAAAGAAAAAGAAAAGGAGCGAGCUUUGGAGAGACAGCACGCGAGGGAAAGGGAUAGAGAUCGAGAAUUAGAACGAGAAAUGGAUCGACAAAAAUAUAAAGAAGAAAGAGAAAAGUUUAUAGCUCAACAAGCAGCACAAGAACUCGCCGCUGUUGAAACAGAACCAAUUGACAGUGAUAGUGAUAUGGAUGAUAAUCAUUUUAGUCCACCCCCACCUGAAGAGCCUCACCCUGAACCACCCGCAGCCCAAUGGACUCAAGUGCAAAUAGAUGAAGAUUCCAGACAAUCAACGACAUCUAAUCAUAACGAAGAACCUCCACCGAUAACCACAGGAACAACGAUGAAAAUAUCGUUAUCUAAACCAAUAGUUUUUAGUCCACACGGACAGCGUGAUCCAAAACGAAGAAAAUCUGAUUUAAAGGAUGUCUUUAAUCCGGAUGAAGAUGACUCAGCCCCUCAAAUUAAAAAGAGAAAAUUGGUUCCUCUCGAUUACGACGACAAUAAGAAAGGGAAGAAAGAUAAAGAAAACGGGGAAAAGAAAUCGGAGGAUUCGAUAAAAUCUCAAGAGGAGAAACGAAAACAUAUUAAAUCGCUUAUAGAAAAAAUUCCUACAGAAAAAGAUGCGUUGUUUGCUUAUAAAUUGGAUUGGUCGGCGAUAGACAAUAAUUUGAUGGAGAAAAAGAUUCGCCCGUGGAUAAAUAAGAAAAUUAUCGAGUAUAUAGGUGAACCGGAACCGACGCUUGUUGAUUUUAUUUGUUCGAAAGUUUUGGCGGGGUCGCAACCUCAAAUUAUUUUGGAAGACGUUCAAAUGGUACUGGAUGAAGAAGCGGAAGUGUUUGUCGUGAAGAUGUGGAGAUUGCUAAUUUACGAAGUCGAAGCGAAAAAAUUAGGUCUCGUUAAAUAAACUGGUCUGAAAAUGCGUGACUCUGUAACUUUUGUGUUUUGAAAAUAAAAUUCGAUUAUUCAGAGUAUAAAAUUUUAAA